Messenger RNA from Pseudo-nitzschia multistriata, 1896 nucleotides. The record is from the annotation of a GenBank genome assembly. Lineage: Eukaryota; Bacillariophyta; Bacillariophyceae; Bacillariales; Bacillariaceae.
CGUAACUCGUACCGUAUGGAACUCGUGCCGAAGUGCUGCAUUUGGUAUUGCGCAUGUUUCGUUCCUUGCCUCCAACCGGGAAACAGAAACAGAAACACAAACACAAACAGAACCAAUGGGAGGCAUCGUAUGCCCUGGAUUCAAGGAAGAAAGAGAAACCGAUACGGAAACUGAGACGGAAACAGAAACCAGGAAGCCGAACGGUGUCCUCCCACCGAUGCCGAUGGUCACCGCGACCAAUACUUUUGCCGGUCCCGGUGCUAAUGAAGAUGCUAGUGCCGAUGCCGAUGCCGAUACUAGUGCUGUCUCGAACCAAUGUGGCGAACGUGGCCGUGGCCAUGGCCACGAGAACUCAGAGUCGAAUACUAGGCCCGGUUCGAAUCCGAAUCCGAAACCGAAUCCGAAACCGAAUCAUCCAUGGAAGGCAAACGCCAGUGAAAACACAGUUGCGGAACCAGCCCCCCCGGACCACCCGCUUCUGAGGAUGGCCCGGCGACGCGUGCAGUCUUUCGCACGCGGUGGUCCGGUGUUUCGCCGGGAGCACAACCGCAAGCACAACCACAACCUCCCUGCCACGAACGCGAGUGCCAGCCCGGGCGGCGAAGCAACCACGGCGACAGCCACGGCCACUGCCACUGCCACUGCAACUGAAACUUCGACCACCAAACCGAACCAGCACCAGUAUCGAGCCUUCUGCUUGCUCGUUCACGAGGAGAAGGGCGUCUUGCUGCUGCACUGUACCCGGAAGAAAAAAGGCAAGCCACCACACUAUCAGCUCCCGGGUGGCCGCAUCGACGAAGACGACUACCGCUCCGAGCAGGCCCGUGGCAAUGACCAUGACCAUGACAAUGCCACUGCACCGAUCCGCGAACCGGACAACCAACGACCACACGAGGACCGUCGCAUCGACGAGACCCUUGUCUUCGCUGUGGCCCGGACGGGAUGCGCGAGAGAAGUAUACGAGGAGACGGGCAUCGAUUUUCGGACCCGACCGGAGGCCUUUCUCCCGAUGGUGCUCUACAGCGAUGACGGCGGCGGCGACAGCAACAGCAACAGCAACAGCAACGGCGCGAUCGGUUUGAUCAACGAAUACAAAGGCCGGCUGUUCUUUGUUUGCGAGCUGCGCGACGACGACUUUCCCAGCGACGAAGAACAUGUACGUACCGUCGAUGAAACGAAAGAAAACGAAACGAAACGAAACGAAACGAAACGAAACGAAACGAAACGAAACGAAACGAAACGAAAUUCUACCCUGCUCUCUUUGGCAUUCUAGUUUUUGUUGGUCUAUCGAUUGGUACCCGCGUUUGACAAUCACCGAUCGAGUGCCAGACUCACCAACGUCGAGUGUUUCUCGCAACCGUGAUUGUUUUCUUUUCUUUCGUUUUGUCGCAAACGCACCAAACCAAACCAAACCAAACAAAACCGGCGUUGGUUUCUCCCGUGCAACAAACAGCCACCGCCGCCACCAUCUCCCGGAGACUUUGAAAACAAAAACAAUGGUCGCGAUCUUUCUUCGUGCCGCCAACAAACAGGGAUCCGGCUGUCGUUGGAACACUCGGGGUUUCGAUGGUUCAAAGACACCGCCGACGGCAAAAGCCGACCGGGCGAAGAACUCUCCAGACUCCUGCGCUUUCACAGCGGAGGCAAGGUACGGAAAGCCAUAGAAAUGGCCUACAGAGUCGUCAAAGAAGAGGUUAACGGUUGAGUGCUGUGCGAGACAAUACGAAGUACGAGUACUCGGUACUCGUACUUCUAGCACAGUGAUUGUAUUUCGAUGAGACAAGCAUGCAUGGCACGAACAUCUUUCGCCGUGAAGAACUCCGAGGCAAUGCAACCGCACACAAACUCGAUCUGUCAAACAUACGUUCAUCGCCCGAAUUAAGUACUUCGUAGUCG